This is a messenger RNA of Effrenium voratum, 1407 nucleotides long. Lineage: Eukaryota; Dinophyceae; Suessiales; Symbiodiniaceae. The record is from the annotation of a GenBank genome assembly.
AUGCGUCUUGCACAGGCGCUGUCCUUCGUGGGUGUGCAGAAAGCGCUGACCCAUGACCGAACCGCCAUGAAGGGCCUGAAGUUCGAUGUGGAGGUGGCGACGCCCAAGCGUGGCGGCAGAAAGGAGAAGUUGGCCCAGGAAGAGAGGGAGCGCCGCGAGGCGGAAGAGGAGGAAGCCAAGAGGUUGAAGCAGCUCGAGGAGGAGAUUGAGGCUGCCGAGGAGAAGAAGAUCAAUGCCCCUCAUUUGUACCAAGAAGUGCGGGCGUUCCAGCGCCUGCAGCGCCAGGACUUGGUGCCGGGACACCUUGUGCUGAGGCGGUGGCUGAAGAAGGGCAAGAAACAGGGCUUCACCACGGUGCCCUUCAGCAGCGCACUCCGACCAGUGGUGCAAGAUCCCAACGCGGACAUCUGCAUCGUGAGCCGAAGGGAGCAGUCGGAUAAGAGGACCAAGGCCUGGCAGGAGAGAUUGGAGGAGUUGCCGCUCUUUGACAUCAGUGGCGUGGCGACCCCUGAGGACUUAGAUCCGUUGGAGCCGUCGUGGAGCGUGCCGCUGGACGAGCUCCCGAGCCACGAGGAGCUGCAGCAGCAGAUGCAGCAGCCGGAGGUGCUGCAAACCAUGCAGAUCAACAGCCUCCGCACUCCCGAGGAGCUCAAAGCAAGGGCAGAGAGCAACGCAGGCACCGCCAAGCUGCUGCGGGAGGUGGUGUCCCAGCUGCCGCCGCGGCUGCUGGAGAAGGAGUACCGUGAGCUGGUGCGGCAAACUGUGCUCGAGGCUAUCAUGGUCAUGUGGGCUGUGCAGAGCUCGGCCAACUCCAGCAAGCUGAAGUGGCGCAUCGCCUGCGCCGAUGACCAGGAGGCCCCCUCCAAAGAGACCUCCCUUCGGGCGAUCUUCCUGCUGGCUGGCGAGCCUCUGGAGUUCAUUCCGCAACAGUUCGUGGACCGAAAGAAGUUCUCGGCAGAGCAGCUGCUCUCCGCAGAGCAGAUGCGGCGCAUGGACUCGCAGGCCUGGGCCGCGAGCCUCACCAAGAUGGGCACCAACGUCUCCCAGGCCUACAAGCAAGUGCCGCCGGGCUGGAUGACCGUGCUCAAGGGCGACAGCUGGCCAGGAAUGCAGGGCAAAGGCGCUGUUUACCGCCUACCGCAGUUCGGCAAGCGACUCUACAUCGAGGUGGACCACGUGUCUGGGGCGCCCAAAGGACCUGGCCAGCCGGAGGCCACCGAGGACGCUCAGGACUACCAGCCUUCCUUCCUGCAGACCUUGGGGCCUUUGGCGGGCCUCGCGGCACUGGUUGUGGCCACCUGGCCCUUCAAGGUGCGGGACGAGAGGGGGAGACGGGGCGAGUUGUCAAAGCUAGGGGACACCAGCACAUGGUCGCUGGUGGCUUUUUCUGGAUUCGUCGCAGCCUAA